ACAAGCUACCAACGAGAAUACAGGGAUGAGUUUCUGACCUAGAGUGCACGUCAGGUCUUAGUAGGUGCUGCGGGAAUUUCAGGAGAGAAGGAAGAAUAUAUGAGUCCUGAGACUCUAAAGACAUAUUCUGAAAGUAAAAAUUUCCUUUCCUUCAUUAGAAAAUUACUAAAAUUGCUGCUCAAUUGGGCCUAUAAUACUAAAAAGGAUAAAGUGGUUCCAUCAAAAUACUUGUUUCUUAACACAUGCCAUAAAAUAGUCUUUUUGGAUGAAUUUGAGUACACAGGAUACCUUGCAGUGUUGAUGAACACAUAUCCUAUGGUCAUCUGUUGGGUGUCCCCGUUAAAUGACAUCUAGGAAUAUGAAAUUAAGAUAGCUAACUACUAUUUUCUCACCUUUUACAUUCUAGAGGUUCUACUUAAGAUAAUUUUAGUCAGGGAAGAAACUUUUUCGUACGGCUGGCUCCUAUUUGAGUUAGGAAUCACCUUAAUCGGCAUCUUAGAUGUAAUACUUAUCGAAACAGAUUCCAUUAGUUAUCAUUAUGGUUUAACUGAAAUAGUGAUCUUUAUGAACCUUGUUUGACUCCUUUGUGUCCUACGAAUCUUGAAGCUCCUAACACCAAAAUUGCUACAAAUAAUAGAUAAAAAGAUGAGCCAUGAGAUUUCCUUUCAGUACUAUACUGAAGGGGAAAUGGCUGUCCUGAACAUUAUUGAUCAGAUUGCAACUUCCAAAUAGGCCAAACAGAUAUUAUUAAAGUGGGUAACAAAGAAUAUGGAAUGUGCUAUGAAAGAGCUAGGCUACUUAGAAUAUGAUUAUCCAGAAAUUGUUGUCACUAUGAAAACCAAGGGGGAGAUUAAUGUCAUGCUCAACAUGGCUAGAGAAAUUGUCAAGACUUUCAGGUCAAAAGGAAUUACUCACAAAGUGGAAAGUACUGAAAUUAAUAAGUUUUUCAUGGCCGAAAAGAAAAAGGUGCUUGAUUUUCAGUCCACUAUCCAGCCUCUAAAUGCUGAAGCAACCCCGUUUAGUAUUCCAUGGCUUGGUAAAGAUAAGAACUGCAUAUGCUUUAUACAGGAAGGAUCCAAUGUUGUAACAUUUUAUUGUGAAGAUAAUAUAUUUGAAGAAGGUGAUGAGCCACAAGGAAUCUAUGUAGUUAUUUCAGGCAUGGUCAAGCUUAAAGGAACAAAACAACAAUUGGAGAGUGCCCAAGUACCCUUGGAAUCCGAGGAAAAAGCUUAUUCAAUACUUUACACAGAGUAUCUGCUCAGUGGGGAAAUAAUAGGCGAGUUAAACUGCUUAACUAAGCAACCAAUGCAAUAUUCUGCCACCUGCAAAACUGUAGUAAAGGCAUAUUUUAUUCCCAUUAAUCACUCGUAUGAAGGCUUUGAAAAAUGAUUUCCUGUCCUAAAACAUAAAAUGUGGCAAAAAAUUGGACUUGCUAUCACCGCCCAAAAGCUCAGAGAACACAUAUCUUAUGAGGACUGGAAUUACAAGAUGCAGUUAAAGCUCUGUAAUGAGUUUAUAAAAGAUAUACCAAAGGCCACAAAAACCGAUAUCUAUGAUGAGACCAUAACCCAUGUUAUCCUCAUACAUGGAUCUGCAGAAGACUGUCAGUUGCGAAAAAUUUAUAAGGCACCUUUUUUAAUUCCUGUAACAUGCCAUCAGAUACAAGGCACUGACGAUUUCAAAAAAGUAAUUAUCAUUCAAACUUCAGUUGGUGUGAGAAAAUUCAGAUGGAAUGUAAAAAGGUUUAGACCAUCAUCUAAAGUUUCUAUGACACCACAAUUAAAAGGUUCUCCCUAA
Nannospalax galili (Upper Galilee mountains blind mole rat) is the source of this 1797-nucleotide messenger RNA. RefSeq names its product solute carrier family 9 member C1 (gene Slc9c1). The record is from RefSeq and is a predicted model, not a curated record. NCBI's taxonomy places the organism in Eukaryota, Metazoa, Chordata, Mammalia, Rodentia, Spalacidae.